GGGUACGGUUGUUGUGGAAACUUUAAACAUUCUAGUGGGAGCAUGCACGGUUGUUAUGGGAACGGUCUGUGGGAGCGUGAAGGAAGCAGGACUGAGCGAGUUUAUGGGCAGAGUGCACGAGUCACUGACAACUUUAGCAGAGGACACCACGUCCGACAGUGAAGAGGUAAAUGGGAAUAUUGCAUUUGUCGAACUAUCUGUCUGUCAGAACAGAACACUGUACGCUGAUCAGCUGAAGAGAGAAAUAUGUAUCAGUAACAUGCAACAAAUGCCAGUGUUACAAUCCACAGUGGCUCCAGCGGAGGGGAGGUUACGUCGCAGUGUGCCAAGCCUGCCGGCGAUCAAACCAGACAGGCUAAAAGCGGCUAAAACGCUGGUGACGAAAGCAGUGAAGCGGAGGAAAGUGUUUUCAGUGCAGGGACCCUACCCUGUGAUCCGUGCAGCCUUAUGGGCCAGAGGGUGGGUGGAGCGUCGUUUGCCCCAUCCUGUCCAGAGAGCAACUCAUUGCCAUGGCAACGAGGAGGAGAAUGGUGGUGAUGAUGAUGGUGCUGUCAGUGCUGAUGUUACUGAGCGAGUGGAUGAAGGCGAGAAAAGGGAGAACCUUGAUGACAUGUAUGACCUCAUGUCUCGCCUGGUUCGAAAUGAAACAACUUAUUUCCACUGGACAACACGUCGGGAUUACAUAGACUGUCGCUCCUUACGGAAUGACCAAAUGACCAACCACUAUGCAAAUUCUUGGACAUUUACUACCAAGGUGGGGCUCUGUGUGAACCUGCGUAACCUUCAGUGGUUUGAUACAGCAGAUCCUGAUACCUUCUUCCCAAGAUGCUACAGGCUUGGGGCAGAGGAUGAAAAGCAGGCAUUUAUAGAGGAUUUCAGGAAGACAGCAUGCACCAGCCUGCUGCAGCAUGUGGUUGAGACAAGUAGAUGGAGGAGAGAUGGAGCAGAGGAUUUGGAUAAUGUGGAGCAUCGUUUUGUUGGUCCAGGAAUGAUCGACAUGGCUUUGCACGUGUGUCAAGAGUUUCUCAAUGUUUUAGAGCACGGCGACAUUGAUGUUUCUGUAGAAACACCACCCUCAGUGGAGGAACAGCACUGGGCAGAGUUUCUGCAAGACUACUACAUGGUUGUGCAUGAAGGUGCACUGAUCAGGGGUAGCAGUGUGUUUGUGGAGCGCUGCCAGGCCACUUUAAUCAGACUGCAGAAGGCUUGCCCUCAGCUGGAUACCGAUGGACUAAAUAACAUCUGGAUUAUCAAACCAGGUGCCAAGUCAAGAGGACGAGGUAUUAUGUGUAUAAAUCGCCUGGAGGAGAUUUUGGCACUUGUGGAUGGUGACAGAGCCCUGACUAAAGAGAGUAAGUGGGUGGUUCAGAAAUACCUUGAACGUCCUCUGUUGGUCCAUGGCACCAAGUUUGACCUCCGUCAGUGGUUCCUCGUCACCGACUGGAACCCUCUGACUGUCUGGUUCUACAGAGAGUGCUACCUGCGAUUCUCCACUCAACCAUACUCAACAAAAACUCUGGACAGCUCAGUCCACCUGUGCAACAACUCCAUCCAGAAGCACUUUCAGCCGUCCUGUGAGCGCCAUCCAGGAGUGCCUGAGGACAAUAUGUGGUCCUGCUCUCAGUUUAGGGCUUUUCUGCAGCGGCAGGGCCGUGGGGCAGAGUGGGACUCAGUGGUGGUCACGGGCAUGCAACAAGCAGUGGUCCAUGCCCUGCAGACAGCCCAAGACCUGGUGGAGCCCCGCAAGGCGAGCUUUGAGCUCUACGGAGCCGACUUUAUGUUGGGCAGAGAUCUGAAGCCUUGGCUUCUGGAGAUCAACGCUAGUCCGACUAUGGCCUGCUCCACAGCUGUGACCGCUCGCCUCUGCCCUGCUGUGCAGCUGGACACACUGAGGGUUGUGCUGGACAGACGGACUGAUCCUAGUGCUUACACAGGAGGCUUUCAGCUAAUCUUUAAACAGGCUGCAGUUGAAGUUCCUCCGUAUGUGGGAGUGAACCUGCUGGUGGAAGGAGCCCCCAUAAGGCGAUCCAGACAUCUACUUCAUAGACAAACUGUUUCUAACCCAACUCUCUUCAUGCAGUUCCCACUGGACCAGUCGUCAGAAAAGGUUGAAACGACACGUAAACCAUCAGGUCAGAGGUCCUACGCAGUCUCCGCUUUUCGCCACUCAGGCAAGGAGAACCGAGCUGCUGGAGAGAAAAAGAGACAGUUGACAUCAACAUCUUCUAAGAGGGAACCUGAGGAGAGAGCAGAUGUCCAGAAUACCUCCUGUGUCCGCAGGUCCUGUUGCAGUCUGGCAUGUGAACAGCCUUUGGUGGUACACGCUGAACCUCAGAGGAAAGCGCAACGUUUGGGUUUGAGUCUUGGUGCCAACGGGGCAACUCUAGUCCCACGGAGCCUUUCCUUUUCCCUCAGCCUUCCUCACAGCAUGUCAGAUUGCAAAUCUCAGGCCAACCCAGGUCACGGAUCACACAUCUCCAGAUCCUUCUUUCCCCACAGAACUUUUGAGCUACAACACAGGACUCCUAACCGGGGCUUUCCUUCACUCCGGGGUCCCCUUCCUACCCUGGAGGUCUUUAGCUUGCAACCAAACAUUGUGGCUGGAACCACUGCCUGUCGUAAUCCAAAUGUGUCCUCUCACCCCAGUGUCCACAGGCAUCAGUUAUUCCUCUGCUCUCGAAGGCAAAGCAUGGAUACAUUUAAAGAAGAGUGCACAGGGGAACAUACAAAUCAGCGGGAUUGAGUGUCACAUAGGCUGGAGCCUGAUGAACAACACAUUAAAUGUUACGUUCACAACAUACCAUCAAUUUCAGUAGUAAAUUUGAAUUAGGUUUUAGUUUGGCUGACUAGAAUCUAAAUAUAUCUAUAUGAUUUACAAUUAUGUUAUGAAUGUAACAGCAAUCAAUACUGUGUUGAAGUUUAUUUGUAUUAAAACAAACAAACAAAAAGAGUUAAUGUAUUCAAGUGUCUCCAGUAUGGCAGAUAUGCCAAGGUGACUGGGCAGAAAAUACUAUAACAAAAUGACCACUGUCCAUUCUCUGCAGAUAAAUAAUCUGAUUUAUGUUAACGGGAUAUAUAUAUAUAUAUAUUUUUUGAAUGGCCAGCAGGUGGCAACAAAGGCUCAAUGAUCUAACUGCAUGUUUAUGCCAAAGCCUAUCUAGAAGAGGGACUUAAAAGGAAAGAGCUGUCAGUUCUUAUCCAGAUGUUGCCACACAUUCAGAAACACCUGCUGUAUUUGGUCUUUUAGCCUCUUUUUAAACAUAAAGUCAACAUACAUUUCCUGAAUAACUUAGACAUCAAUACUCACUCAAAUAAAAAGUUAUUUAUAGUUAACAUUAAAAAAAAACAAGUCUGGAUGUUUUUAUUGAGCUCCAUGACUUUCAAUAAACUACUGAAAUUGGCAAACCGUAACCUAUAUAAUUAUAUUAUAAGAAAUCGAAACAGACAGGAAACAAUGGGGAAGGGAGACAGGUAUGACGUGCACAAAAGGUCAAACCGGAGAUGUUGUGGUUAUGCAUCUUAACCACUAGGCCUCCAGGUCCCAACUACUGACAUGAGUAUUAAAAGCAUUAUUUAAUAAUAGUAAAUGAUUAAACUGGCUGUAAUGUGUUUACUACAACUUUAAAAGGAACUAAUGACAUUUAGCGUGAGUUUACUUCAGUUUUUAGGACAAAACAAACACUCCUACAACACAUAAAUGAUAGUGGAAACAAUAAUAUGAGGUUUAAGAGUUUGUGGUGUUAAACAUAGACAUUGGAGAUGAGCUGUGUUGAUUGUAAGUGCAGUCACAUAGCUAAACAAAUGUGAUUGUGGUAAUAAAUAGUAUUUGUGGAAAUGUAUGCGUUUGUAGUGCGGGGAGUGUAGUUCGAGAAAGAAUAAAAUAGAGAAAAUGUCUCCCUGUCAACAAG
Messenger RNA from Anarrhichthys ocellatus (wolf-eel), 3908 nucleotides. RefSeq names its product tubulin tyrosine ligase-like family, member 3 (gene ttll3). Gene Ontology annotation, biological process: cilium assembly; protein polyglycylation; cilium movement. The coding region runs from base 56 to 2743 and encodes 895 amino acids. Gene Ontology annotation, molecular function: protein-glycine ligase activity, initiating. Gene Ontology annotation, cellular component: axoneme; microtubule cytoskeleton. The transcript has 13 exons. Lineage: Eukaryota; Metazoa; Chordata; Actinopteri; Perciformes; Anarhichadidae. The record is from RefSeq and is a predicted model, not a curated record.